Teleopsis dalmanni is the source of this 5543-nucleotide messenger RNA. RefSeq names its product collagen alpha-2(IV) chain-like. The transcript is spliced from 11 exons. The record is from RefSeq and is a predicted model, not a curated record. Lineage: Eukaryota; Metazoa; Arthropoda; Insecta; Diptera; Diopsidae. Bases 139 to 5382 code for a protein of 1747 amino acids.
GCAGUUGUCGCGAUCGGAAGCAAAAUUCUCAGGAAUCGGUUCCUGAAGUAGAAAAUCUGCUGGUGUUAGUGUAAUUAGCGAAAUUAGUGAUCGCACAAAAAGUAUUUCCAAAAUUGGUUUUGUAUUUAUUUAUAAAAAAUGUUGCCCAUACGUUGGGCAUUCGUUCUUGGAUUUGCUGUCCUUAUCACCAAUGUUAAUGGAGCAGCUUUGAAUUCACCCUCUGAGAAUAGUGGGGAAACAUUUUCAAAAGUAGAUCUUAUUGACCAACUAAAUAGUCAAAGGACAAAAAGAGGCGGAAGAGGCUAUAUGAGAGGACAAACUCAAUCACAGUACUUAAAUUUUGGUAAACCUGAAGAAGAUGGCAAAGCUGAAGCAGAGGCAAAUGAGGGCGGUUCUAGAUCAACAGUUUCUGGAAGUCAUGGAAUGGGACAAGCGCAAAGUCAGUUUUCAAUGGGCGAUUGUAGCGAAUGCGGAGGCACCCCCGUAUAUGAAUAUCCUACCGGACCAGAUACAAUAUCAGCAAUUGGUCCACAACCAGGCGUACCAGGAAGACCAAGUCCUAUCAUUGGCAUACCAGGAGUAGGUGGACUGCCAGGACAGCUACCAACAAUUGGCGUAAGUCAACCACAAAUUACAUAUGGACAAGGUCCUGGAGGUGCACCUGGACAAGGCCCUACAAGCCCAAUUGGAGGCGUUACACAACCACAAAUAUUAUAUGGUCAAGCGCCUGGUGCCGCACCUGGUGCAGCACCUGGUCAAGCACCUGUAGGUCCAAGUGGAGGGAUUAGUCAACCACAAAUAUCAUACGGACGAGUUCCUGGACUUGCCCCAGGACAGGCUCCCUUGGGUCCAACUGGAGGUGUUAGUCAACCACAAGGUCCAACUGGAGCACUUAGACAGCCACAAAUAACAACUGGUCAACCCUCAGAUGCUGGGUUCUUAACACAGUUACCAUCAGGAUCUUUACCUGGGCAAAUUGGUCAACAAAUCGCUUUGCCAGGUCAGCCAGGCAUUUAUGGACAACCAGGUCAACAGGGUGUCACACAACCUGGAGUAGGUGCACCUGGUCAAAUUAGUGACGUGUAUGGGCGACCUGGUCAACAAGGUGUAUUACCAGGACAACCUGGAGUAGGUGCACCUGGUCAAAUUGGUGGCGGGUACGGACGACCUGGUCAACAAGGUGUAUUACCUGGACAACCUGGAGUAGGUGCACCUGGUCAAAUUGGUGGCGUGUAUGGGCAACCAGGUCAACAAGGAGUAUUACCAGGACAACCUGGAGUAGGUGCACCUGGUCAACAAGGUGUAUUACCUGGACAACCUGGAGUAGGUGCACCUGGUCAAAUUGGAGGUGUGUACGGACGACCUGGUCAACAAGGUGUAUUACCUGGACAACCUGGAGUAGGUGCACCUGGUCAAAUUGGUGGCGUGUAUGGGCAACCAGGUCAACAAGGAGUAUUACCAGGACAACCUGGAGUAGGUGCACCUGGUCAACAAGGUGUAUUACCUGGACAACCUGGAGUAGGUGCACCUGGUCAAAUUGGAGGUGUGUACGGACGACCUGGUCAACAAGGUGUAUUACCUGGACAACCUGGAGUAGGUGCACCUGGUCAAAUUGGUGGCGUGUAUGGGCAACCAGGUCAACAAGGUGUAUUACCAGGACAACCUGGAGUAGGAGCACCUGGUCAACAAGGUGUAUUACCAGGACAACCUGGAGUAGGUGCACCUGGUCAAAUUGGAGGUGUGUACGGGCAACCUGGUCAACAAGGUGUAUUACCAGGACAACCUGGAGUAGGUGCACCUGGUCAAAUUGGUGGCGUGUACGGUCAACCUGGUCAACAAGGUGUAUUACCAGGACAACCUGGUGUAGGUGCACCAGGUCAAAUUGGAGGCGUAUAUGGUCAACCUGGAGUAUUACCAGGACAACCUGGAGUAGGUAUACCUGGUCAAAUUAGUGGUGUGUACGGUCCUGGUCAACAAGGUGUAUUACCAGGACAACCUGGUGUAGGUGCACCUGGUCAAAUUGGAGGUGUGUACGGUCAACCUGGUCAACAAGGUGUAUUACCUGGACAACCUGGUGCAGGAGCACCUGGUCAAAUUAGUGAUAUUUACGGUCGACCUGUUCAACAAGGUGUAUUACCUGGACAACCUGGAGUAGGAGCACCUGGUCAAAUUGGUGGCGUAUACGGUCAACCUGGUCAACAAGGUGUUUUACCAGCCCAACCUGGAGUAGGUGCACCAAGUCAGAUUGGUGGCGUGUACGGUCCUGGUCAACAAGGAGUAUUACCAGGACAACCUGGAGUAGGUGCACCUGGUCAAAUUAGUGAUGUUUACGGUCGACCUGGUCAACAAGGUGUAUUACCAGGACAACCUGGAGUAGGAGCACCUGGUCAAAUUGGUGGCGUGUACGGUCAACCUGGUCAACAAGGUGUUUUACCAGGUCAACCUGGAGUAGGUGCACCUGGUCAAAUUGGUGGCUUGUACGGGCAACCAGGUCAACAAGGAGUAUUGCGAGGUCAACCUGGAGUAAGUGCACCUGGUCAAAUUAGUGAUAUUUACGGUCGACCUGGUCAACAAGGUGUAUUACCUGGACAACCUGGAGUUGGAGCACCUGGUCAAAUUGGUGGCGUAUACGGUCAACCUGGUCAACAAGGUGUUUUACCAGGUCAACCUGGAAUAGGUGCACCUGGUCAAAUUGGUGGCGUGUACGGUCAACCUGGUCAACAAGGUGUAUUGCCAGGACAACCUGGAGUAAGUGCACCUGGUCAAAUUGGUGGUGUGUAUGGGCAACCAGGUCAACAAGGUGUAUUACCAGGACAACCUGGAGUAGGUGCACCGGGUCAAAUUGGUGGCGUGUACGGUCAACCUGGUCAACAAGGAGUAUUACCAGCACAACCUGGAGUAAGUGCACCUGGUCAAAUUGGUGGUGUGUACGGUCAACCUGGUCAACAAGGUGUAUUACCAGCACAACCUGGAGUAGGUGCACCUGGUCAAAUUGGUGGCGUAUACGGUCAACCUGGUCAACAAGGUGUUUUACCAGGUCAACCUGGAAUAGGUGCACCUGGUCAAAUUGGUGGCGUGUACGGUCAACCUGGUCAACAAGGAGUAUUACAAGCACAACCUGGAGUAAGUGCACCUGGUCAAAUUGGUGGUGUGUACGGUCAACCUGGUCAACAAGGUGUAUUACCAGCACAACCUGGAGUAGGUGCACCUGGUCAAAUUGGUGGCGUGUACGGUCAACCUGGUCAACAAGGUGUAUUACCUGGACAACCUGGAGUAGGUGCACCUGGUCAAAUUGGUGGCGUGUAUGGGCAACCAGGUCAACAAGGAGUAUUGCCAGGACAACCUGGAGUAAGUACACCUGGUCAAAUUGGUGGCAUUUACGGUCAACCUGUUCAACAAGGUGUAUUACCAGGACAACCUGGAGUAGGUGCACCUGGUCAAAUUGGUGGCGGGUACGGACAACCUGGUCAACAGGGUAUAUUACCGGGACAACCUGGUCAGCUAGGUGUCACACCUGGCCAACCGGGUGUAGGAGCAGGACAAAUUGAUCAACUUUAUAACGUACCCGUUCAACCUGGUCAACAAGGAUUACUACCAGGUCAAUUAGGUGUUGGUACAGCACCAGGACAAAUUGGUGGUGUUUUUGGACAACCUAGUCAACAAGGUCUUGCACCAGGACAACCAGGUGUUAGUGUUGGUCAAAUUAUACCUGGACAAAUUGGCGGUAUUUACGGACAGCCUGGUAUAGGUGCAGAUCAACUUGUACCUGGACAACAAGGCUUAUUGCCGAGUCAGCCCGGAGUUGGAGGAGGUUUAUUGCCACCAGGCCAACUUGUUGGCGGUUAUGCACAACCUGGUGCUGUGGGACUUCCUUCUGGAUUUACCGGUGUUACUGGUCCGAUAGGUCAAUUUGUAGGUGAGUAUAAAACAGAAGGUGUUCCAGGUUCAUUAGUUACUGGGGAUGGUACAAGUGGAGCGGAUGAUGCAUUUUCACAAGCUGAGUCUUCAAUAGCUGAUGGACAGGCAGCUGCAAGUGCUCAAGGAAAGAAGAAUGGAGGUACAGCAAAGACUCAAGUCUCUGGUACAUAUAGCUCUUCUGGUACAUUUAGUGCAAGCGCAAUGACUUCAGAUAGUGAUCGUUCAGCAAAUGCACAAGUUAGUGGAAGUGUUGAGGGUGCAAUGAGUCAAUCGCAAGGCCAGGGAGGUGCAGCACAAUCACAAGCUCAGGUGCAAGUCAAUUCAAAGAAUGGUGGAACUAAAGCAUCAUCGCAAAGUGGAGGAAUAAUUCAUCAAAGUCAAAGCGAAGUUCAAGCAAACGAUAAGGGAGGAUUAGCUGAUGCUCAGUCUAGCGGGCCAGGCCAAACAUCAUCACAAGCACAAAUAGGUUUCCGUCCUAGACAAGAUGGCACCGAAUUAAUUUCAUCAAACGGUGGUGGGCAAGCUUCUGCUCAAUCUGGUAGUCACUCAGGGCAAAGCCAGUCUCAAAUACAUGGCACAUCCAAAUAUGGCGUAUCUUACCAUGGUGCUGCACAAUCGGCUUCAGGUACAAAAGAACAAGUGGCAACUUAUCGUGAGCAAAACCGAGAAUUAUUUCACUCCAUUAGCCAGUUUGGAAAUGGUGAUGCUGUAACGGAUCGUGUAGAUACUCUAUACAGUGGCCCCGCAUUAACUGCUGAACCGGGACUAUUACCCGAUUUACAAUUAAAAGCGUCAAAAACCAGUAAAGAAACAGCAAUUAAUAAAGUAAACAAUGAAUCAGGUACUUUGGCGGAAGAUGAAGAUGACGAAGAACCAUACGAAGAUUAUGACGACGAAGACGAUUAUUAUGAAAACCCGAUUAAGAUGGACUCAAAUUCCAAUACUCCCAAAUCUGAUGGAAAAGAUAAUAAAAAUGAAACCCCAACAUUACCCAGCACUUUUACACAACAAUCUCCAACGCAAGUACAAAAGGUAGCGAUAGCAAACGCUAAUGAUAAAUAUACAGUGGUUCAAAACCAAAAUGGACGUGAACAAAGAUAUCCAAUUCGCACUACAACACCAAAUGUUCCAAGCGGUUUUCGUGGAACUGUAAAUGUUGAAAAAAAAUUCCAUACAAAAGCACUUGAAUCGCACACAACAGAAAAUAAUGUUGAUGGCAACUCUAAAGAUCAUGAACACAGUAAAAUUCCGACACCAGACAGUUAUGUGACAGUAACCAAAUCAGUUACUGGCAGCAUGGAUAAUACUAAAAACCCACCGCAAGAGAAUAAAAAUUUCCAAUCAACAUAUUACACAAAAUCAUCAACCUGUGGUUAUUUCACUUUCUCAUGCAACAUUGUAUAUGGCGCCAAUGGUCGAAGCAAAAUCUGUCGUCCCAAAGCGCCAACCAAUGGAAAAUGCUAAUGCAAGCCAAUAAAUUUCCCUAAAAUUAUAUUAAAAUAAUUUACUAUUAAAUUACAUUAAAAUACAUAUGUUUUAUACGUUUAACAAAUAAUAGAAUAAUAAUUUAAACAAAUGCUAUAUGUAUGCAACAUAUUUAAUGAAACCAUCAAAUAUCCACACCC